Melanotaenia boesemani (Boeseman's rainbowfish) is the source of this 1569-nucleotide messenger RNA. RefSeq names its product RNA polymerase I subunit E (gene polr1e). The transcript is spliced from 12 exons. Gene Ontology annotation, biological process: transcription elongation by RNA polymerase I; RNA polymerase I preinitiation complex assembly; nucleolar large rRNA transcription by RNA polymerase I. Bases 77 to 1324 code for a protein of 415 amino acids. Lineage: Eukaryota; Metazoa; Chordata; Actinopteri; Atheriniformes; Melanotaeniidae. Gene Ontology annotation, cellular component: RNA polymerase I complex. The record is from RefSeq and is a predicted model, not a curated record. Gene Ontology annotation, molecular function: DNA binding.
CAGCAGCAGCAGCAGAAGAAGAAGAAGAAGUAGUUACUAGCAACUGUCGUCUCGCGUGAAACUUGUAACAACUGUCAUGGCUGCCUCCUGUUCCUUAGUGUGUUGCGGGGAAGAGAGGGAAUCCGACAAAGCCGUCGUAGUCCGUUUUUCAAAUGGCUGUGUCAACAAUGCAGACAGCCUGGAUUUCAGCAUGUACAGGAACGCAGAUGGAAAUAAACCAAAGAAAAGGAACAGACAGAUACUGGUUGCUGAGUCAGACCGGCUGUGUUAUGUUGGGCAGAAUUUUGGAGGGACAUCACUGAAAUGCAACAGUCUUUGCAAAUAUUAUGUCGGAGUGCUGAACAGACAGACUAUGCAAAUGGAGGUACACAGCGCUCAGCUAUUCAACAUGCAACCUAUGAUACCAGGGGAGAUGGCAGAGAACGCAAAACCUCAAGACACUAACUCUUACAGAGACAAGGUUGACUCACUGAUUGAGGCCUUUGGCACCAACAAACAGAAGAGAGCUCUGGCCUCCCGUAGACUAAAUCAGGUGGGCAGCGAUGCUUUGCAUCAAGCAGUAGCUAAAGCUGCCAGCUCUGUAAUUGACAGCAAGGGUCUGGAAGCUCUUCAGCAGGAAGUGGCUGAGACAGAGUCUCAGGCAGCUCUGUCCUCCCACCUGCCUCCUUGCAACGCGGAUGCAGACAAACGAGAAAACGUCUACCCAUUCGAUGAACUCCUGAGUCCAGAAGAAUUUGCUGCUUUGGAGCAGGCAGGUUCGAAGAUGGCAGCACAUACCCCUGAAGAGCUGCAGAAGAUGAAGGAUGAAGGAAGGAACCAGUGCAUUAUAAAACAUCUAGAGAACUUGGCAACUGUGGGCGAAGCCAGAGACAAAACGUCCCGCUGCGCCUUUUAUCUCUCUAUGCUUCUCAAAUUGGCAAGGCAAAAGAACGUCACCCGGAAGUUUGGGCAGGAAGAAGACUGCCCUCACAUCAUUCAGAACAAACUGCUCAGGACAUUCACUGUUGGAACAUUCAACAAUGGCAGGGUGCAGAACAUGGUGUCGACAUCAAUGCGUGCCAAACUGGCAGCAUACAGCCUUGCUCUGCUGUUGCAUAUGGGUUACAUGACUGCUGACCUGACAUUACUGCACCGUGACUUAGGAAUCACAGAGACCAGGAUGAUCGAGGUUGCAAAGUCCAUGGGACUGACUUUAAGCAAACCAGUCCGGGCCAAGAGCGACGAGGCUGGACUGCAUGAUGACCACAGACAGGCCUCUGUUGUUUUACCUCUGGUCAAAUAUGAUCAGUUCCUCGAGAGACGGAAGCGCAAGAAAAUGCACUAAAAACCCACAAGUAGACAGAGAAGAGACUGUAGUGGAAAUCGCACAAAGAGCUGUUAAUGUAUUUUGUAGACAAAUAAAGUGGUUAACUUUGAGCUAUACAUAUUGAUGCUUACAGUUGAAAGGUACAAAAGGAAAAAAAAAGACUAACAAGCUGUAAACAACCUCUAGAUGACAGAACAUCCAGCUUAAACGUAUAGGCACAUUUGUAGCCACCACAUAUUGCACAUUAAACAUCCUUUUCCUUC